Molecule: messenger RNA, 474 nt
Organism: Cryptomeria japonica (Japanese cedar)
Lineage: Eukaryota; Viridiplantae; Streptophyta; Pinopsida; Cupressales; Cupressaceae
Product: lachrymatory-factor synthase-like
Exons: 1
Coding region: 1-474 (157 amino acids)
Source: RefSeq, a predicted model, not a curated record
AUGGUGAACCCUAAAUGGCGUGCUUCCAUGGUAGUUCCUGUGACGGCUUCAUUACAAUGCGUGUGGGAGAUUCUCAACGACUUCUGUGGAUUGAAAAAGUGGCAGCCUACCUUGCUGGUUUGUGAAAGAGUGGAUGGAACGCCUGCGCAGGGCCCUGGCUGUGUGCGCUACGUUUCUUUUCCGUCUCCCUACUCACCAGGCCAAAUUGCUUGGGCCAAAGAAAAACUCACAUCCUUGGACUGCACUAACCAUUAUUAUGGUUAUACUAUUAGCGACACAAACGUGAAGGGAUUUGAUGGGUAUGAAGGCACUUUGCAAGUCAUAGAAGGAAUGGAAGAGGAGAAGUGUUGUGUCAAAUGGUCUUUUGAGCUCAAUCCAGUUGAUGGCCUAUCUCAACAGGAGUUUGUGGAUAACUUCAGCUCUGUCUUGACUGCCACCAUUAACAGUCUUCAAGAUGUUGUUUCUUUCCAUUAG